AUGCCUUCUCAAGAAGGUCCCAGCACAGCUCCUGAACAACCAGCAACAUCGAAUGGAAUUGGUGGAGCCGGUCCAAAUGGAGAUACUCAACAAGGCAAUGGCGUUUUGCCAAACAGUUCGAGCACCGUUGAGAAAUUCCCUCUGAUCAAUCGGCUGUUUCGACGACGAAAUCGAGUUCACAAUGCGUAUGAGGCACAGUCGGAGUUUAUGCAGAAGUUCGGCCAUGGAGGAAGCGACGCGAGUGCUGCGGCGGCUACUACAGCGACUGCCACGGAGCCGCGACCACCUCCAGAAGGUGUGUUCAUACUUUUCCUGUCCGUCCUCUUUGCUUUCAUUCUUAGCCGCUAG
This is a messenger RNA of Haemonchus placei, 348 nucleotides long. Lineage: Eukaryota; Metazoa; Nematoda; Chromadorea; Rhabditida; Trichostrongylidae. The record is from the annotation of a GenBank genome assembly.